UUCUGGGCUGAGAAGUGGGAGAGAAGCGUCCUCGGGGAGAGGAAUUCUGCUACGUGCCCGGUUGGCUCUGAGUGCCCGGCUCAGCUGGGGGAGACGGCCGUUCUCAAGGCCAAGGCCGUUUGCAGAAGAGGGAGAACUGGAUGCUUGCUCAAGUCUGCUCAGCUCGGGCUCCUCCAGGCCUUCCAUGGACUCCGUGGCCAAGGACCAAAUGCAGCCAGUCCUUCCCCCAGGCUCUUCCUGCCCGGGGCCUGAGUGGCCAGAGCAGGAGAGAGCGGAACAGCUGGCCCGGGGCGCGGCGCUCAAGUGGGCCUCUGGCAUCUUCUACCGGCCGGAGCAGCUGGCCAGGCUGGGCCAGUACCGCAGCCGUGAGAUGCAGCGCACCUGCUCCCUGGAAGCACGAAUUAAGUCGGCGGUACAGUCAUACCUGGAAGGUGUGCAGACUGGCAUGUGGCAGCUGAGCCGGGCCCUUGAGGCUGUGCAGGGGACACGGGAGGCCCUGAGCCAGGCGCACGGGUUGCUCCAGGACAUGGCCCAAGUCUCACAGACCCUCGAGCCCCUGCGGGAGCAGGUUUCCCAGCACAAGCAACUGCAGGUCCUGUCUCAGUUGCUGCCCCGGCUGCAGGCAGUGCCAGCAGCUGUGGUCCACACCCAGAGCCUGAUUGAUGCCCAACGACUCUUGGAGGCAUACGUGAGCCUGCGGGAGCUGGAGCAGCUGCAGGAGGAGACGUGGGCUCCCCUGGGAGGCCUGGAGUUGCCCGUCUUCCAGGGGCUGGGCCUCCUGGCGGAGGCACUGGGCCAGGCUGUGGAGGCAGCUGCGGGGGCUGCAGGGCAGCUGGCACGGGAGAACCCAGCCCUGCUGGUGGCAGCCGUGCGUGUAGCAGAGGUGGAGGCUGGGCGUGCACCUGGCACAGGGCAGGCCCCUCGGGACUGGAGGCAGCGCUUUCUGCGGGCACUGCAGGAGGGCCUGCAGCAGACCCACUUUGCACCGCCUCUGCUGCCGGGGCCAGGGGCCCUAGCAGGGUGGCUGGAGGCUCUGCGGGUAGCCCUGCCUGCGGAGCUGGCCACAGCGGAGGCACUGGUCGCACCCUGCUGCCCGCCACACUACAACGUGGUCCAGCUGUGGGCCCACACCCUGCACAGCGGCCUCCGCCGCUGCCUGCAGCAACUCCUUGCAGGGCCUGUACUGGGAGCUGCCGAUGCCUUCGCCUUGCUGCACUGGGCACUGCACGUGUACCUGGGACAGGAGAUGAUGGGGGGCCUGGAGUUGGGACCUGAGGCUGACGUGUCCCAGCUAGAGCCCCUGCUGGCCUUGGAGGACAUCGAGCAGUUGGAGGCAACGUUUGUGGCCCAAGUUCAGGCAAAUGUAAUCCCGUGGAUGCAGAAGGCGCUGGAUGGGGAGGUAGCUGAGUGGCACCGGGAGCAGGAGCCCAACACAGACCUGGCUGGCUUUUACCACUCACCAAUGCCAGCCAUCGUGCUGCAGAUCCUGGAUGAGAACAUUCGAGUGAGCAGCCUGGUCAGCGAGUCCCUGCAGCGGCGGGUGCACAGCAUGGCGCUGUCAGAACUGGGUGUAUUCCUGAGGAGCUUCAGCGACGCUCUCAUCCGGUUCUCCAGAGACCACCUCAGGGGGGAAGCCACCGCCCCUCAGUACGUGUCCUACCUCCUGGCUGCCCUCAACCACCAAUCAGCACUCAGCUCCUCGGUGUCGGUGCUACAGCCGGACGGGGCGGCUCCAGGAGCCUUGGCUCCGGUAGAAGCCGCGCUGGACGAGCUGCAGAGGAGGAUCUGUCGCCUGGUGUUGGAGGCGCUGCUGGUGGAGCUCCAGCCCCUGUUCGCGGCUCUGCCCUCGCGCCAGUGGCUGUCGAGCUCGGAGCUGCUGGACGGCGUGUGCGAGCGCACGGCGCGCUUCUGCCGGGACUUCUGGCGCGUGCGGAACCCGGCGGUGCAGCUGCUGGCCGAGGUGGAGCGCGCCGUGGUGCUGCAGUACCUGCGCGCGCUGAUGCAGGGCCGCCUCGUGUGCCGCGGCGCUGAACAGCGGGCCCAGGCGGCCGAGCGCCUGCAGCACGACGCCGCCCAGCUCCGCGAGCUGUUCCUGGGUCUGGGCCUGGAGGAGAGCGCGCACUGCGCGCCGGUGCUGCUCGCGCUAAGGGAGCUGCUGAGCCUCCGCGACCCCGCACUACUCGGCCUCGAGGUGGCUGGCCUGCGGCAGCAGUUUCCCGACGUGAGCGAGGACCACGUCUCCGCCCUCUUGGAUCUGCGCGGGGACGUCUCCCGGGAGCAGCGCCAGGCCGCGCUCAGCUCCCUGCAGGCGGGCCCGCCGCCCUCGUCCCCCACGGGCCGCCGGGCCCUCUUCAGCCUCGUGCCGGCGCCCACGCCCUCUGCAUCUUCCUGCCUCCCCUCGGGGCCCUGCGCCUGA
Lepus europaeus (European hare) is the source of this 2416-nucleotide messenger RNA. It is a transcript of the gene EXOC3L1, whose product is annotated as exocyst complex component 3 like 1. Lineage: Eukaryota; Metazoa; Chordata; Mammalia; Lagomorpha; Leporidae. Gene Ontology annotation, biological process: exocytosis; exocyst localization. The transcript is spliced from 14 exons. Bases 185 to 2416 code for a protein of 743 amino acids. The record is from RefSeq and is a predicted model, not a curated record. Gene Ontology annotation, cellular component: exocyst. Gene Ontology annotation, molecular function: SNARE binding.